GCUGGCUGGCUGGCUGGAUGCAUGGAUGGAUGUUGUUGUCGUUGUACACAAGGACACGGACGGUGACGACACCUGUCGUCGUGGGAUGAUGACAAAUCCUUUUAGAAGUACAUCAGGGAAGAAUCCGACAUGUGAUGCCAGGCCCAAGGCUUCCUGGAUGCCCGUUAGUGAAAGAGAAGGGCUGAACGCCGCCGCCCUCCCUCAGCUUCCCGCCAGCCCUCUCGUCCCCCAUCCGGCAGCGCCCCUGCGACAGUAGCCGACCUACUGCUGGCGGACCUCAGGGCCCUGGUCACAAAUAAGGCAGAGGGCCAAAACUCAUGGCGACGGGCGGUUGUGCUCCAGACAUUGAUGUUUUGAUCAACCUGCAUCAGAUGAGGGACUAUGGAGACAAUGAGGAAGAAUCAUCGUCUGUUCAGCAGAAAGAAGGGGAGGGGGACGACUGGGAGAAAGCGCUGUCUGUCCAAUACUUUGCUGACGUCAUCAGUGAUUCGGCAUCCACAAGUGGAGACCGGAUGGGCCCGCACUACACAGAAAAAGAUUUUGAGUAUCACCGGCACACAAUUCAUCACGUCCAUCACCCCCUCUCCACUCGCUUGCCCGUAACGCAAUGCUUCCGCAAGAGGGUGCACGGCGCCGAGCGCAGGCGCAAAAAGAAACGCAAGAAAAGAAAGACGUCCCUGCCGCCCUCCGAUGUGACGCCCACCAUCCACGAGGUCGACGAGGAGGAGGCCGAGUGUGAAAUGGAAAGGCGGGAGGCCGUGGCUGGUGACGCGCAGUUUAGUUUGGAGAGUGGAGAGCACUUGGACGAAGCUCUCCCAGUCGCCUCCGUCCACACGGAAAAUGAAGAACGGCGCCGGGCCCAGAAAGGCACCAUCUCUAGCAACGGUAAGCUUCGCUCCGGAGGACAUGAUGUCAUCGAGCACCUGGAUGAGGAGCCAAAGGAGUCCCGCAAGAGCACGAGCCCGGGAUGCGAGUCGUCCGCCGGCGGCGCCACCCCGAGCUGGUUCUGUCGAAAGGCCGCCCACCAUCGCGUAGCCGGCGCCCAGCGUUGCAACUACGACCUGAGGGAGCGCAUUUGCAUCGGCAGCAUGACGGCGACCGAGACGGCCGUCUAUCAACAAGUGCCAACCGAUGAAGCCGAGGCCCAGAUGUUGGCCAGCGUCGACUUGGAUGACAUGAAAAGUCACAGAUUUGAAGACAACCCCGGGGUGAGACGCCACUUAGUCAAGAAGUCGUCCCGGUUUCAGAUGGGCCGUACCAGCAACAGUUCCACGCCGCUGUCCAGCCUGAAGAUGAAGAAACGAGCGUCGGACAAGAAGAUUCACGAGUUGUUUGUGGAGCUCAACGAGCUGAUUGUGGAGAAGGACCAUGAAAUGCGCUGGAAGGAGCGCGCCCGCUGGAUCAAGUUUGAGGAGGAUGUGGAGGAGGAGACGGAGCGCUGGGGCAAACCUCACGUGGCUUCGCUGUCAUUUCGCAGCCUCCUGGAGCUUCGCCGCACCAUCACGCACGGUGCGAUCCUUCUGGACCUGGAGCAGAACUCUCUUCCGGGAAUUGCCCACUUGGUGGUGGAGACCAUGAUCAUCUCUGAUCAAAUUAGAGCGGAAGACAGAUCCUGCGUGCUCAGGGCUCUGCUGCUCAAACACAGUCAUCCGAGCGACAUGAAGCAUCGUUUUCACCGGCACCACUCAUCGAGCAGUCUUCACGGCAGUUUCAAUCACAACCACGUGCAGGACACCAGCCUGCCCCUCGUGGCUGAAGAAGUGGAAGAGGAUGGCAAAGGACCUGUCUUUGACCCCAAGCAAGAAGUUUUUGUCAGCCUGUUUAAAUCUCUCCACCCCGUAUCUCCGGAGAGCCAUCCGGCGGCCGCCAGAUCUUUGAAACUCUUGGCCAAGAUACCGAGAGAUGCCGAAGCUGUCAUUGUUUUAGUGGGCUGCGUGGAAUUCCUGGAGCAGCCGGCCAUGGCCUUCGUCCGGCUGAACGAGGCCGUGCUUCUGGAGUCCGUCUUAGAGGUGCCGGUUCCUGUUCGCUUCAUUUUCGUCCUGCUCGGUCCCAGUCAGUCCAACGUGGACUACCACGAGAUCGGACGUUCCUUCUCAACACUCAUGUCUGACAAGAGCUUCCACGAGGUGGCUUACUUUGCCGACGACAGACAGGAUCUCCUAAACGGUAUCAACGAAUUCCUGGACUGCAGCAUCGUCAUCCCGCCAUCCGACGUGGAGGGCAAAGACCUACUGAAGACCGUAGCCGACUUCCAGAAGCAGAUGCUACGCAAGCGAAAGGAACGGGAGCUGAAGAAGCACCACUCUUCGUCCGGCAUGGAGCAGAACAACAAAGACAUGAUUCAAGAGGAGGAAGAGGACGGCGACCAAGAGAUGGACCCUUUAAAGCGUUUGGGGAUUCCGUUCGGAGGACUCCUCCAUGACAUUCGCCGCCGCUACCCCAACUACGUCAGCGACUUGAAGGAUGCCGUGGACAUGCAGUGCGUGGCUGCCGUCAUCUUCAUCUACUUUGCUGCACUGUCGCCCACCAUAACGUUUGGCGGCUUGCUCGGGGAGAAGACAGAGGGCAUGAUGGGAGUGACCGAGUUGAUUGUUUCCACUGCCACGCUCGGCGUUAUAUUCUCACUCCUGGCCGGUCAGCCUCUUCUCAUCAUUGGCUUCUCGGGACCUUUACUGGUUUUCGAGGAAGCCUUCUACAAGUUCUGCCAGGCCUACGAUUUUGAGUACCUGACCGGUCGAGUGUGGAUCGGCUUCUGGCUCGUCUUCAUCGUGCUGCUGAUUGUGGCGGCGGAGGGCAGCUUCCUCGUCCGCUUCAUCUCGCCCUUCACUCAAGAGAUCUUUGCUUUCCUGAUCUCCCUCAUCUUCAUCUACGAGACCUUCUCAAAGCUCUUCAAGGUCAUUCGAGAGAUCACGUGGUCAGACCGAGGCGUUUGGAUUUGUCACGCGACGCUUGACGUCUUUCAGGUGUUUCAAGAACAUCCGUUGAUGGCGUGGUACCCUGGGGACUCCACCCCUCCGUCUGAGCUUCAGGAGGUCCAGAACCAACCCAACACCGCUCUGCUGUCUCUGAUCCUCAUGAUGGGCACUUUCUUUGUGGCGUUCUUCCUCAGAAAGUUCAGAAACAGUCGGUUCUUAGGCGGCAAGGCAAGAAGAAUCAUCGGAGACUUUGGUAUUCCCAUUUCCAUUUUAGUUUCUGUGUUGGUGGAUUACUCCAUCACCGACACUUACACACAGAAGCUGGACGUGCCGUCCGGCUUUUCAGUCACGUCCCCCAACAAGAGAGGCUGGUUCAUCAGUCCCUUUGGAGAUAAGCAGCCCUUCCCUACUUGGCUGAUGGGAGCGUCCAUUGUGCCCGCCCUUCUUGUGUUCAUCCUCAUUUUUAUGGAAACGCAGAUCACUUCCCUGAUUGUCAGUAAGAAGGAGCGUCGCCUGGUGAAAGGCUCGGGGUUCCACCUGGACCUGCUGCUGAUCGUGAUUCUGGGAGCCUUCUGCCCGCUCUUCGGCUUGCCGUGGCUGACGGCGGCCACCGUGCGCUCCGUCACUCACGUCAACGCCCUCACGGUCGUGAGCAAAGCCACGGCGCCUGGAGAGAAGCCCGUGAUCCAGGAAGUCAAAGAGCAGAGGCUGACGGGACUUAUCGUCGCCCUGCUUGUCGGUAUGUCCAUCGUGAUGACCGACGUGCUGCGUCACAUCCCUCUGGCCGUGCUCUUUGGCAUCUUCUUGUACAUGGGGGUCACCUCUUUGACGGGGAUCCAGCUGUACGAACGCAUCACGCUCAUGGUCACGCCGGCCAAGCACCACCCCGACCACAUUUACGUCACCAAGGUGAAGACAUGGCGCAUGAACAUGUUCACCCUCAUCCAGCUGGGCUGCAUCGUCACGCUGUGGGUCGUCAAGUCCACCGCCGCCUCGCUGGCAUUCCCCUUCGUCCUCAUCAUGACGGUGCCGUUGCGCCGCGUCAUCCUCUCCAGGAUUUUUGAGGAACGGGAGCUCCAGGCGCUGGAUUGCGAUGAAGACUCGCCCAACUUUGAUGAAGAUGGACGAGACGAGUACAACGAGAUUCACAUGCUCGUGUAAAGUUGACCGAGCCGAAAAAGACCGCCCUCUCCUUUGUGUGCGAGUCCCCUACCUGAAGUCAUGAAAGGACAAUGACUGAUUCUAUCCCUUUAAUUAGCGUGCAGGCUUUGGGCCAAUGUGCAAUGUUAAUGGUCACCCACCCCUGAGACAAACACAAAGCGGCUGCUGGAUGAAUGUCUUUAAAAAAAUGUCGACGUAAUGAGUAGGUGAACUCUUUGCCCCCAAAGCAAAAAGGAUGUCGAGACCAAAUGAUAUUCCCUAAGCUCUUUACACAACUGCCAAUUUCUUUCCAAUGUUAUGCAAAAAGGCCUUGGAUGCUGUUGUGAUGAGACGUUGGCUUACACUCGUGCCAGAAAUUGCCUUCAAUAUCAUGGCGGUCCAAUGCAAAUGUCGCUUUCAUGAAAAAUAGAAUGAUGCCAACUUGCCUUUUGUAAAGAAAGCAAAUGGUGGUGGCCCACUGCGAGAGCAGAACUUUACAGAUUUGAGCGAUCCAGAACAGGUCAAAUGUCCAAAAUGUGCCCAGGCCAGAAGGGUUCAAAAAGUCCAGAUGAAAAAGCCGAGUGUGGCGAUGUUGACGGGCACUUCAAGCACUUUGACCAAACAAGACGUCAACACUCGUUCAAGCCAAACCUUUGUGGGCAGGCGGAACACAGCACAAAAGGAACACUUACAAAUAAGUCACUUGGCGUUUUCGUCACCCAUUUUUUUUUACAUUCUGCUGCUUGGUAAUGUUUAAACUUUAACUGCAAAUAAGGUGUUGGCCCACAGUUAAAAGGACCUUGUGUAAUGUGCUUCAUCCCACGCCGCCUCCUAAAAGAAGAAAAGAAAGAAGAAAAAAAAGUCCUUCUUCAUAUUAGCUCUUUCAUCUUCUCGACAAGAUUUCCAGUACACAUUUCACAUAUGUCAUGAAUAAUACAACAAAACACGUCAGCCGAGAAACUAAGCAAACGCACGUGUAGCCGACGCGCCGGGGGGAGCGUUGGCAGCCCGGCGGGCUGAUGUAUCGGAUCGUGCCACUGUCGAUCAGAAUCUUCCGUCAUCCAUCGGCCAAACGGCGAGCUCGCCGCACAAUUCCAAUUAGCCGCAGUUUGCUCAAAAGUCGUCGUCAAUGUCUGCCGAUGAUGAUGCGUUUGGCCUGCGCCGCCAUUUUGCCAGAUGUUUUUGCUCAUGAGGCGUGUUCAGGAAAGGUCCUGUCGGACAAAUCCUGCUUAUUAAGAGAGCAGCUGGUAAAAAUCCUCUGAUAAGCAACGUUUGAACCUGCCGCUGUCUCGGGAGUCUCCGAAAAGUUCCAUGCCAGCCUAGCAAAGUGAAAGCGGACGGCUAAUAUGACUAGCGUAACUUUUCUAUGGUGGCUUUCUUGUGUGCGUUUGAUUUGUUUUGCCCCUUGAGGUUAUUUCGUUUGCUGUUGUACACAGGCACUUGCUUCUCGGUUGUCAUGGGCUCAUUUUUUUUUAUUUUUGCUAAGAGUUGUGUGUGGCUCAAGAUCACCAAUCCCUAGCUUUAUAGCUGCAGGAAUACAAUCAACUGCCCCCCGCUCAAGUGGACCUUUCCAGUUGAUAUUUGAAUGAAUCAAAUGUUUGCUGGCCCCGAUGUGCGUUUACACAAGCGUGGCCGGCCGGAGCCAUACAAGAAUUCUCUCAGGGUAAACUGACCUUUGAACUGUAAAUACCCAGCCUUUAGUUAGCUGAGAUGUGUUUGUACAAAAAUCACCUGUGGCUUGCUUUGCUCAAGUGCAGAAGAUGAAUGACGUGUUGAAGGAUUUGCAAAUUUCACACCUUGCUUGCUUGAUUUGGUCAAGUAUGUACCUGCUUUUGGAGCGCCGUGUUACAUUCAUUCUCACUGCUUCAUUUCAGACAAUCGACUAGGUGUAAAUCUUUUGUUGGCAAUUGUAAAGAACAUGAGCUGUUAUUUUUGGAAAGGCGUCGUAAAUGAGCGCAGCCGCUGGAGCUUUGCGGCACAUUGCGCGUCCUCGUGCUGCCGUUUGUGCCACAAGUAAAGCGUCGAGCGCAGAUCAUCAAACGUGGCGUGUCCUGUCUGCUUGUUGGACGUCCAAACGUGCAGGUUGAAAAGGAAACUACUUGCGUUUUGUUUCUUUUAACCCUCAAAACUUUGGGCCCUGUCAACCAGUGACGUGCUGCGAGGUUCAUGACUGACGUCCUCCUCCGAGCGAAUCGUCUUCGGUUUUAAAAGAACUAUAAAAAUUCAGCGAUUUUGGUUCCAAACUAUUGAAAUGAAAAGGAAAAUGACUUUAUAAUAAAAACAAUCGAAUUUGUUUUUCCCCUUUUCAUGAUGGCAGGGGAGGCGUGGCCUCCUCUGACCAACCGCACGUCCCUGCUGUCAACAGUCUUUGUUUUGUCACCUCCAUUAGGGCGGACCACCCAGAGCACUUAGCUUGAUUUCAAAAGUCUUCAAUUGAACGGGGAUGGUCAGGAACAAAAAGGAACAAAGACAGAUAAGCGCUCGUCUCACAAGCACAUGGAUAGAGCUCAACUUUUAGUUUUCCUCGCAAAACAUCUUCGAAACAAACACGUGGUGAGCAACAUUCCAUUUGUAUUCCUGCUCCUUAGCCCACGUAAAUAAAGUCAUACUGAUCUUUUGAAAAGUGCUAUUCUUAGCGUAAAAGGUCAUCAUGGGAGGACCUUGGCUAUUUCUCCAAAGAUGGCGCUGGAGUGUUUGUUUAAACCGUGCGGCAAGUUCAGAUGUUUUGUCUGAAGAGGGCAAUGAGGCCAAUGCGUUUGUGCAACUUUGGCUUUGUCUGUCCGCAAGAUGAGAGAAAUACGUGACUUUGGUCUAUUGGGACCGCUCCCUUUCCCAAACUUCUUAUUUACUGCAACCAACGGACACACAUUCAAAGAAUUUGCAGCGCGCGCGGGACAAUGGCAUCAUAUUCUGUGAGCCCGUCGAGAAAAGAACAACAACUCGUGCUGUCCUACGAUGAAGUCUUGCAAAUGUAUAAUGUCGACAGAAAAGGACGGGAUUAGUGUCGAUGUACAAAUGUGAAUCUAUCCUUGUAAAUAAACAUAUACGCAUGUCCAUUUUGAAAAGUAUCCAUGCUAACAGGUAGCGGUGCUAACAGGUAGCGGUGCUGCACGGCUUCCAUUUGGGCCGACACCGGCGCUCGAGCACGUCGCCAUUUCUAUCAGGUUCAAACAGCUUCAUUAUUGUUAUCAACAUGACUCGUCAUUUUUUUCCAAUUCCUGUAAAGCAUUAUUUUUGUCGAAAAUAAACGUGUUUCAAAACA
Messenger RNA from Syngnathus acus (greater pipefish), 7317 nucleotides. RefSeq names its product solute carrier family 4 member 3 (gene slc4a3). Lineage: Eukaryota; Metazoa; Chordata; Actinopteri; Syngnathiformes; Syngnathidae. Bases 318 to 4076 code for a protein of 1252 amino acids. Gene Ontology annotation, biological process: bicarbonate transport; transmembrane transport; regulation of intracellular pH. Gene Ontology annotation, cellular component: plasma membrane. The record is from RefSeq and is a predicted model, not a curated record. Gene Ontology annotation, molecular function: solute:inorganic anion antiporter activity; monoatomic anion transmembrane transporter activity. The transcript has 23 exons.